Yarrowia lipolytica CLIB122 is the source of this 987-nucleotide messenger RNA. RefSeq lists its product as uncharacterized. The record is from RefSeq and is a predicted model, not a curated record. Gene Ontology annotation, biological process: magnesium ion export from mitochondrion. Lineage: Eukaryota; Fungi; Ascomycota; Dipodascomycetes; Dipodascales. Gene Ontology annotation, molecular function: magnesium ion transmembrane transporter activity.
AUGACAGCCGAUGACACAGACUCGCUGUCGUCCCAUUCGCCCCUAGCAUACGUGGUGCUUUCCGGAGGAAUCGGAGGUGCCACUGGAGACUCGGUCAUGCAUUCUCUCGACACCGUCAAGACCCGACAGCAGGGAGCUCCCCACGCGCUCAAGUACCGCAGCAUGCUGAGAGCAUACUCGACGCUCUAUCUGGAGGAGGGAUUCUUUCGAGGACUAUACGCUGGCUUCACGCCGGCACUGCUAGGUUCGUUCCCGGCAACUUGCAUGUUUUUCGGUACCUAUGAGACCACAAAACGAAUUGGCGCCUACUACAAGGCUCCUGACACCUUUGUGCAUUUGCUCGGUGGACUUCUGGGUGACCUGGUGUCGUCUGUGUGGUACGUGCCAUCCGAGGUGCUCAAGACCCGUCUGCAGCUUCAAGGGCGACACAACAACCCCCACUUCUACUCGGGAUACAACUACAGAGGCUUCAACGACGCGCUCAAAACGAUUUAUAGAAAGGAGGGCCUGGGAGCGCUCUUCUUCGGUUACAAAGCCACUCUGGCUCGAGACUUGCCCUUUUCGGGACUGCAGUUUGCUUUCUACGAAAAGUUCCAUCAAUGGGCUCAGGAUUAUGUGGGCCAUGGCAAGGACAUGGGCGUCGGCCUGGAGCUGUUGACAGGUGCAGCUGGUGGAGGUCUCGCAGGUAUCAUCACCACUCCUCUGGAUGUCGUUAAGACCCGUCUUCAAACACAAAUCACCAAGCCAACUUCGGUUGGAGGACCUACAGACACUCGGGUGAUUUUGUCGGAUUCAGUUCUGCGGUCACUGGCAACGAUAUGGCGUACUGAGCGGUUUGCUGGGCUAUUCUCUGGUGUGUGGCCUCGAUUCGUCUGGACUUCCACACAGAGCAGUAUCAUGUUGCUGCUGUACCAGACUGCUCUGAAGGCGUUCGAUGUGUACGAUCCCUUCAACCUGGAGGACCACGGACGACAAAAGUUGCAGUAG